AUGAAGAGGCUGGUUUGUAAGACACCAGAGCAGUGUGUCCCUGUGAGACUCCAAAUCCUGAGGAACGGAGACAAGGGAAAGAGCAGAUCCCUUGUUAUGGGCCCAGAUGUCUUACCGGGACGGAGAUUGCGAAACGUUAGUGCUGAAAGAAAGGAAAAAAGCCACACUGCAAACUAUUCUGAAGCAGAAAGAAACCAGACUGAACUUCACCACCUUUUGGAGAGGUGCACUGAAAUUUUAGAUUUACCUUUUGCUGCCCGGAGACUUUUCGAUGAAAAAGGGAAGGAAAUUUUUUCCCUGAAUGACCUGCAGAGAGAUGAACUGGUAUAUGUUUCAUGUGGAGAAGCCUGGAUUAAUCCUGACCUCUCCAUCGCUCAACAAAGGAAGCAAAUCCUCCUCAGGAGCCUUGAGUUUGACGUUUCCAAGAUUAAAACCUUUUGCAGCUUGUGCAAGGAGGAAGCUCUCGUUUUAGAAGUCCAAAUUGACCUUGUGUCUGGGGGCAAGCUCGUUGUGCAUAAACCUGUAGUCAUUGUGGAAGAAGAGAAGCAAGAGAAAGGACCAGAGGGAACUCAGAUGCAAAAUGAUGCUUUAAUACCAGGAAAUGCUCCCAGAGACGCUCUAGAUUCACAUGAGAGAGCCCAUCUCCGCAUGGAAGCCUGUCGCAGGAUGCCCAAGUAUGCCUGGCAGGACCCUUCGUUCAACCUUGCUGAUGGCGACAGCCUUCCAAAGAAAACGGACAAAGAGCUCCUGGAAAAUGUGCAACCCCAAAAGAAACACAGCCAUUUCCCAAAGCACAGUAAAUUGCAGAAGCUGCAACAUCAGGAAUUUGAAUACAGAAAUAGGCGAAUCAUUAGCUUUGCUGCUCCUCAGUUGGUCCUGGGUGUACAGGGCUGCAAACCCCGGUCAGGCACAAGGGUCGUUUUGGUGGAGAAGAAAUCUGACGAUGGGAACCAACGCUGGACACAUAAGGAAGAAAGCAGGACCUUUCACCUCGUGAGUAACCCUGACCUUGUACUGGCAGUGUCUAUGACCAAGGCUCAGAAUGAAGCCCAGGGCUAUCCCGUUAUCAUUCAGAAAUACAAGCCAUACAGCAAUGGGGCUGCCAAUCAAAAGUGGCAUUACGUGGCAAAUACAAGAACAUUUAUAGCCUUUCACAGCACUGCCCUGGAUCGGAAAAUCACAGCAGCCAAUUCCUCCGGCCUUUGUACAUCAUCUGUCACUAAAGAAAACAUUGAUCAACCCGGAUACUGUUACCUCUCACCCGAUGGAAAGAAAAAACUGAUGCUCUGCCAGGCUUGUGGACAGUCCAUGCGGGCAGAGAAGGGGUUGAAACAGCUGCUUCCAGGCGCUCCAUUCUUCUGUGUUUCCGGCUCCCAGCAGAAGUCCUUGCCACGAAAGCCAUUCAAGGUCAUCAGCGUUGACAAGGCUGAUUUAUCUUCUUAUGAAGCUGAAAACACUCUAAGAUAUUACGAAGAGCGUCUGUCAUCUUUAUGGAUGAAGGCACGCACAUGCACUACAUCCCACAGUGGCGUGGUACCUUCCUACCAAAAGGCAGUGAAAAUAAUCGCAUACAAAAAUGGGGAUGGAUAUCGGAAUGGGAAGUUAAUUAUGGCUGGAACAUUCCAUGGGCUUCUUGCAGAGUGCACGGAACGACUUGGACUCACUAGAGCAGCCACCAAAAUCUACACCAGAGAUGGAACCAACAUACUGACUUUGCGCAGCUUGGUUCUGUGGGCCAUAGGUGAGACCCUCGCCCAGAGAUACCCUGAGACACAAGAGAGAAGCACGGAGUCUUUGGGGACAGCACAGACAGCUGUUCAAAAUACAGAAGAAAACUCAAAAAUGAAAAUGGGAAACAGAUUGGAUUGUUUGGAGGGCAUAGAUAAAUCUUUGCUUGCCCAGAUCCUCAAAAGUCCCAUUGCAAUUUGGGUGUCUUGUGGUGAGCCAUUUCUGCCUCUAAAUGCUCCACAGAACUCAGAAAAAUUAAAGAAACAAAACUGGCUAAAGAAGGACCAAAUUUUGGCUGAUUUAGACACCCUGAGACACAAGAUGCGGCAGUUGAAAGGGCGGCGAAUGGCAGCCCGUCAGCCAGCCACCAUGGUGCCCACCCAAAGCCCUCUGCAGCCGGUAGUGAUGGAGGGAGGCUGGACAGAGCAGACUCAAGAGGAGAUGAAGCUCAUGGAACGUAUCCGAGAGACCGAGGCGCAACUUUCUGAAGGCAAAGAACUACAGCCCAGGUGCUCCCUGACUGCAAGUCAAUGUAAAGUAACCCAGCAGCACACCCUGCACCGGGUUCCGCAUGUGAGACGAGUGUGGGCCUACCAGAACGGAGGCAGACCUGACGAUGGUGCUUAUGUCAGGGCCAGCACUAUUUCAGAGUUGCUGGAUGAGUGCACUGCUCGUCUGAAAAUGUUGCACCCUGCCAAAACCCUGUACACCUCAAACGGGGAGCUCAUUCAGUCCUGGGACAGCAUAGAGAAGGAUAUGAUUGUCUGCGUGUCUGCAGGACGUGGCUUUGUGACCUCAAAAGAAAAGCAGCAGCUGGUGGAAAUCAAAGCGAAUUAUGCCAGAAUCCGGAGGCAGCGGGGCCGCGAAGCCACAGACAUUGUGGUAUCACCAUCCAUGAAGUUGCUAUCUCUCCUGCAGCCACACAACUAACUUCAAGCAGAGCUUCAUAUCUUGUGCUGUAUUUUAUGGAUAUAGCUAUGUGUAGAUUCUCAAGGGCUAGUUAUGCCAUGACCAUUUUUGUCCCUUUUAACCUAUACACAGUGUCCCUUUUAUUCCCACCAUCCGCUGAGAUUUGAACCUAGCUGUUGGACAUACACUUGAGUGGUGUGUCAAGCAUCCUGAGCUAUGCCUCCAGCUCCCUCGGUCUCCUUCAAAGGUUAUUAGUUUCCACAUUGUAUGUGAAGUAGCAUUGGAUGCCUCGAGUCUGCUCCUUGAACAGCAACAAAACAAGACAAAUAAUGCAAGGAAGAUGACUGUCUUAGGUGAAUUUUCUUUGAGAAAAUAUAAGUUGCUGAAAAGUAACUUAGAAGGAUCAAGGAACAUACAUCUAUGCACAUGUAUGUAUGUAUAUAGCUAGGACAUUGAUAAUAAAAUGACUCUUGAUCACUGAACCCUAAAUUCAA
Molecule: messenger RNA, 3131 nt
Organism: Microtus oregoni (creeping vole)
Lineage: Eukaryota; Metazoa; Chordata; Mammalia; Rodentia; Cricetidae
Gene: Dcdc1
Product: doublecortin domain containing 1
Exons: 18
Coding region: 1-2658 (885 amino acids)
Biological process (GO): regulation of mitotic cytokinesis; intracellular signal transduction
Molecular function (GO): microtubule binding
Source: RefSeq, a predicted model, not a curated record